GGACCAAGCUACUUCCGGGAGAGAAUGGGCGGGUAGAGAAUUCCGUGUGUUUGGCGGGUUUCGCUGCCAUCCUAAAUAUUUGGUCCUCCCACAGCGGCAGGAGCCGGACACGUGAGUACGUGGAGACGCCGCCACUGUCAGAACUGACUACAUCGGCUUCCCAGAUGGCCAUGGCUGUGGAUUUUAAAACUUAUGUAGAUCAGGCAUGUAGAGCUGCUGAAGAAUUUGUCAAUAUUUACUAUGAGACAAUGGACAAAAGAAGACGGGCACUGCCCAGGCUCUAUCUGGACAAGGCCACUUUAAUAUGGAAUGGAAAUGUUGUUACAGGCCUGGAAGCCCUAGCUAACUUUUUUGAUGUGUUACCUUCUAGUGAAUUCCAGGUCAAUAUGUUAGAUUGCCAACCAGUUCAUGAGCAAGCGACUCAGGCCCAGACUACAGUUCUUGUUGUGACCAGUGGAACUGUGAAGUUUUGUGUGGAAGAUUGCAAGUGA
This is a messenger RNA of Pteropus alecto (black flying fox), 491 nucleotides long. Its product is annotated as NTF2-related export protein 2. Lineage: Eukaryota; Metazoa; Chordata; Mammalia; Chiroptera; Pteropodidae. Gene Ontology annotation, cellular component: nuclear pore central transport channel. Gene Ontology annotation, biological process: protein import into nucleus. The coding region runs from base 165 to 491 and encodes 108 amino acids. The transcript is spliced from 4 exons. The record is from RefSeq and is a predicted model, not a curated record.